GGUUUAUACUACUUCCUGGAUGAGGUGUUCACUGCUGGAGGCUGCUUCUGCUAGUUAUCCUGUAGACAUGGCAGUGAUCUCAGAUGAUUCUCCUGCCCAUGAGAAAAUAACUCCUGUAGACAGCAAUUUGAUUGCCUAUGGCACAUCUAUCGAGGAGGAGGGAUUUUCCAUAAACAAAACAAGCAAAAAGUUCAAUCAACCUUGCAAGAUUGACCAGGAUUCGGAAGAGAAGUCUCCACCUCCAGAAACUGCCACAGAAUCACCCAUUCCUCUACCGGCUCAAAAAAUGAAGAAGAGGAGGCAGAGGAAACGGAAAAGAAAGAAGAUAAAGGCAGUGGUAGUCAUCAAGGGGCGACGUACUAAACCUGGUAUUUUGUCUGGAAAAUACCGCCUGAAGUUGCCUAAAACAUUUACUGGAAAUUGCCUUCCCCUUAUUGCCCUCUGCUUGUUUUGCCAGUGCCAUCUGGUUCACUCUGGAUUCCAGUGUGCAAAUUCUUUUCAAGUAUCAGAUUUUCCGGUAACCCUCAGCAAUAAUGAUCAGAACUUUUUCUUUGAAGAGUCCACAUUCUGUCCAGAAAGAGUUUUAAUUUUUAGGUCCUGCUUGGCUUGUUUUAGAGGGUUAUCUCUGGAAAUGAAUUGCACCAAUGCUAUGGAUAUUCAGGUCAAAUAUGGGAAAGGAAAUUUGGAUGGCCCCCUCGUCCCAAUUAUUUGUAAAGUGAGUAAAACAUCCGUGGAGGAUGAAGAUGAAGAUGUUGAUGUCGAGAUCUCUGGCAGUGUUCCAGUAACAGAUUUUCCAAUCGUUAUCAAACAAUUUGACCAGAACAAAACUUUUCAGGAAAAUGAAGUCAUAUUUUGCCCAAAUAGAGUGGUCAUACUCAAGAGCUGCUCUGCUUGCUUCACGAACAAGUCAUUGCUGGAAAUUUCCUGCAGAAAAAACGGGGGUGUAGAAAAUAGACAAUUGUUUGUUGAGCAUGGGAAAGGACAAGGCAUCACUGACUAUGUGGAACUGAAUUCUAAAGAGUAUAAAAAAACAAGACUGGUGGGAGGGAAAGACAAAGUGACUGGUCCAAUGGUAAGACUUCUGCAGAAAAAAGUGAAGAAACGCUGAGUGAAAAAUCAGUGCUGGAGAAAAUCACUGAAUACACAAAACCUGCUGACAGCUCUGCACAGGGGCGGUCUGCCGAAGACAUCGUGAAGAUUACGGCAGCCGUUGGAGUUCCUCUUCUUCUUAUUAUUACACUAUCAUUACUGUACGGACUCUGCCAAAAAUUUAGGAGCUGGGUCAAUGAAGUUGUAUGUCGUUGUGGAAGACGUCAUACCAACAAUGUCCCUCAAACUGGUGCUAACCUGGAAUCCAACCCAAAUGACAUACCAUUACUUCUGAAGACUUCUACAAAUGGGACCACCAAUGGAGGCCUUCAAAAUGGGGAAAGUAAAUCAGAAACCUUAUCUGUCGGGCUGCUCGACACAGAUCAAAUGGAAACAGAUACCACAACCCAAGCUGAAGACUCUGUGUAGUCUUCUCCUCGAUGAAUUCUAGAACUCCCUCCUUUAUUACCGUCUUGAAUUAAUCAUGUUUUAUUGAGGCAAGAGCCCAUCUUCUUUUAGUAAGCAGAGCUGUGUUAGGUGAAGUUCUUGUGAACUUUGAUUUCAAGGGAUGCCCAAUGAUGCCAUGUGAAGAUGAGAAAACCCCCAUGAAGUCUUUGGACUGGUCAUUGGCCAUCAACCAUUCGGCAUUGGUCAUUUUGCUUCUUUUCCACCUUGCGUAACUAUGUAUUGAUUAGCAACAUUAGCACCCGUUACGUUCCCAAGAGGAACCUACUAUAGUACACAGUAUUUUAGCAGAUCAUAUAGCAUUAACUAACUUUUUGUAUUGCUCCUAAACUCGAAGUUAACACAAAGGGAAAAUUGAUUCCAACAGGACAACCCCUGUUCUCUAGAGCUUCUGACAUUCAGUGGUCUCUUGGGUUCAUCCACAAUCCCUCCCAGUAAAUGCAGAAAUGAGUUGGUACUUGGGUCCAGCUGAGGGAUUCAUCCAACUAAUAAAUGACAAGUGGACCUGGCGAAAACUGAUUUGGGGCCCAAUCUGGCUAAUAACAUGGUCCAGGCAAUAUGAACAGGAGUUGUCUGGGGAAGAUGAGCCGGCCAUACACAUCAAGCUGUUGGAUGAUACCUACCUCUCCGAGCACUUACAGUACAUAACCACUCACAUUCGGCUGACCGUGCACAUUUAUCACACAGGGAGAGGUUGGAUAAGGCUACUUUCACACUAGCGUUCGAUCGGAUCCGUUCUGAACGGAUCCGAUCAUAUUAAUGCAGACGGAGGCUCCGUUCAGAACGGAUCCGUCUGCAUUAAAAUGGCAAAAAAAAGCUAAG
Messenger RNA from Bufo gargarizans (Asiatic toad), 2376 nucleotides. RefSeq lists its product as uncharacterized. Lineage: Eukaryota; Metazoa; Chordata; Amphibia; Anura; Bufonidae. The record is from RefSeq and is a predicted model, not a curated record. Bases 20 to 1108 code for a protein of 362 amino acids. The transcript has 12 exons.